This is a messenger RNA of Mus caroli (Ryukyu mouse), 2829 nucleotides long. The record is from RefSeq and is a predicted model, not a curated record. NCBI's taxonomy places the organism in Eukaryota, Metazoa, Chordata, Mammalia, Rodentia, Muridae.
GUCCGCUCUCCGCCCUCGGGUCUCUGAGCGCUUCCCUCCCUCCGGGGCUGGGCCUGCCCGGGCCGUCGCGGAGCCUCUGUCCCGCCGCGCCGUUAGCUGUCUGUGUCUUGGCCACCGCCUCCAGGCAGUCCGCAGCAAGCCAGCUUCUUGGUCCGACGAGCUCAGCGCCCUCUCACCGCGAUGCUGUGCUUCCUCAGGGGAAUGGCUUUCGUCCCCUUCCUCUUGGUGACUUGGUCGUCCGCAGCCUUCAUCAUCUCCUACGUGGUCGCGGUGCUCUCUGGGCACGUCAACCCCUUUCUCCCCUAUAUCAGUGACACAGGAACAACUCCUCCAGAGAGUGGUAUUUUUGGAUUCAUGAUAAACUUCUCUGCGUUUCUUGGCGCAGCUACGAUGUACACAAGAUACAAGAUAGUGGAGAAGCAGAAUGAGACCUGCUACUUCAGCACUCCCGUUUUUAACUUGGUGUCGCUGGUGCUUGGAUUGGUGGGAUGCAUCGGAAUGGGCAUCGUAGCCAACUUCCAGGAGUUGGCCGUGCCUGUGGUCCACGACGGCGGUGCACUUCUGGCUUUUGUCUGCGGGGUGGUGUACACGCUCCUGCAAUCGAUCAUCUCCUACAAAUCCUGUCCCCAGUGGAACAGUCUCACCACGUGCCACGUCAGGAUGGCCAUCUCCGCCGUUUCGUGCGCAGCUGUCGUCCCCAUAUUUAAAAGUGAUUGCCUGUGCUUCACUUAUUUCUAUAACCAAGCUGGAAUGGAAUCCAAAAGAAAAGGAUUAUAUAUAUCACGUGGUGAGCGCCAUCUGCGAGUGGACCGUGGCUUUUGGUUUUAUUUUCUAUUUCCUAACAUUCAUCCAAGAUUUCCAGAGUGUCACUCUAAGGAUAUCCACAGAAAUCAAUGAUGACUUUUGAAAGAUCGAGAAUCCUGUCUCAUUCAGGGAGUGUCGCAGACAGUUUCUGGAAGUGGACAGAGGACGGACGGGCUUGGAUGUCACCCUGAUCGGGACUUAUCUGUGGCACAUCCGGGACUUGAAUUUCAUUAAGAGUUCCUAGUAGUUCAAUUUACAAAGGUAUGUUUCCCUGGAGGAUGGAUAGCACCAACGACACUGUAGCAAUAUUUUUAUAUUUUCUAAAACAAUCUUUUAUGAACAAAUUCAUAUGCAAGGAAGAUGAGGCAUUACAGAGAGGGGAGGAUUAUUUUUGUAUAGAUUCUUUAGACUUUUUAUGUAAUAAUGAUUUAUGAAAAUACACUAAGAGAAAAAAAAUGUUAAGUUUAGUACUUUUUAUUAAAGAAGCCAAAUCAGGGCAUAUUCACUUUAAAAUGUCAUUUUUUAAAUACAGUGACCUGCAUACAUUUUCAUCACAAGAGCACUUAUACAAUUCAAUUCAGAGUGAUUAUAUACCCUAAUGGUAUAGAUUUGAGUAAUAAACGAACACUUAAAGCGCUCUGAAUUUUCAGUGCAUUAAACAAAUGCUUUUAUAGUGAAGGCCUCAAAACCAUUUACAGUGCACAUUAACCAGCGAAUGUGGAAGACCUCGGUUUGAAAAUUCAGCCCCCUCAUUUACUUCUCCGAAGGACCCACAGCUUUACUGCCACUGUUAAUGGUGGGCCCGGGAGCUAAUUCCAGGUAGGAUGGGCUCAUCAGGCAGCUUAGAAAUGAUCAAACUGCCCUUCUCUGUGACCCGGCAGCGCAAGUUAAAUUCACUUCUCAGUUUCCCUGUAAGCCAAAGAGAACGCAGAUCCAAGUCAGGGAGAAAGGAGAGCGCUCAUAGAAACUUCCAGAUGUGGGCUGCUUUUAUCUGCUCCUAUCAAUGCCUGUGGGCCACUAUCAGGGAGUCAGGCUCUUUCCGAAGCAAGGCCUGGAGACUCUGCCUUUCAUGCAGUUCAGCAAUGGCAAAGAAACGCCAGCUGUUGUGGAGGAAGAAGUGGAUAACAAGAUCCCCAGUUCCAUAUCUAAGUCUGGGCCAGUAGGAGCUGCCCCGAGGGCACGUUCCGAGGACAGAGCCCAUUUGGACAGCCUUGGUGAAAGGGUACCUGGCGAUGGAGGGGCAUGCAGCAGUGCCUCCUUUGGCUGCUGAGUGAAGGGUGCCGCUCAGCAGCCACUUCCGCCAUGACAUCCUGUGUCUUCUUCCUCAGUGUGCAGUGGUGGCAGCCAACGUCCAUUUCUGAGUCCCCUGUAACUUUUCACAGUACCGAACAUGCCCAUUGUAACACUGGAACAGAAAGACAGUGGCUGUCAUUCUGAUGAGCGAGAGAGGAGCCGAUACAUUCCCUGUGGAAGCUGGGUGGACUGGAUGCAUGCUGUUCUUUGCUUUGAGCAGGAUCAUUGGUUGAUGCCUUCCCAGAAUGCACUUGGCUCUCUUCGCUUCCACUGGAGACCCGACCACGUGCCUUUACCCAUAGUGGGACACAGUGCCUUGUGGCAUACAAUAGGUGCUUAAUAAAUACUCAUUGAAUGUAUGCACGCAUAAAUGAAUGAACAAGUAGUGACUAGGGAUGUUUGAGGUGCUAAGGGGUUUAUUUACUCUAGUUCACGGGUAUUCUAAGGUCAACAGCUAGUCUGUGCCAAUUAGUAAUGUUGUCUGUUUUGCUUUGUGAACACACCUGUUCCAGCUGUGUGAGCUUCAUGAUUGUGUGACAACUCUCUCCUGGACAGAUAGCACAGAAAUUGUUACAUGGGCUAAACCUGUCUUGGCAAACCGAGAAGGCCCCCAAAUCACCCGAAGUCACACUCUGCAGAUUCCCUUUUUUGGUGUUAUUUUUAAUUUCUACAAAUAUGUAUUUCCUUGGACUUCGUACCUGAGAAAGUAAAAUAAAAUAUUUCUUUAUUUUA